AUGGUUUCGCAGCAGACGUUGCCGCACCCGCCGCCGCCGUCGUCCAUAGCUCGCAUCGUGGCCACGCCCGACGAUGCGCCCGGUGUACCAGCAACUCGGACCAGCGGAUCUUCUCCGCUGAUCCGCCACGAGCUCGCGCGCUUCCUCGAGCACAACGUCGCGCUUGCGGAUCCCGGAAACCACCUGCCGCGCAGAGACCCGACGCGAUCGUGCGAUACGCCUGGCGCCGGGAUUCUGCAGUCAUCUCGUCGUACGUAG
Messenger RNA from Hyaloperonospora brassicae, 258 nucleotides. The record is from the annotation of a GenBank genome assembly. Lineage: Eukaryota; Oomycota; Peronosporomycetes; Peronosporales; Peronosporaceae.